AUGAUUAAACUCUGGAAUUACAGCAAGACGCCAGAGCGUGGAGUGAAAGACGUGGAUAUUUAUUUAGAUGACUUGCACUUGUUCUCUGGGACGCUCAAGAAGGCGCCGAUGGCUGAUGUCCAUGCAACUGGUAGUCGAUUUGGGAGGGUACACAAAGUGACAGAACAGUUCGGACAGCCGGUGUUGUUCUCUUGCAGUCAGGCUCAAGUGGAUGCAGAAAAGAGGAGUGUUUAUUACUGUGGUGUCGAAGAACAAGACGUCCUGGGGAUCAACGAAGGACAAGUCAUGCAAGAGUCACGGGCGAUGUACAGGAAACUGGACCCGGGCGCGGAAGGCGUCAUUGUUGAUCUCGAUCUUCGUCCCAUGACGGCUGUGUGUCGACAGUGA
Molecule: messenger RNA, 387 nt
Organism: Phytophthora infestans T30-4
Lineage: Eukaryota; Oomycota; Peronosporomycetes; Peronosporales; Peronosporaceae
Exons: 1
Coding region: 1-387 (128 amino acids)
Source: RefSeq, a predicted model, not a curated record